Rhizophagus irregularis DAOM 181602=DAOM 197198 is the source of this 525-nucleotide messenger RNA. RefSeq lists its product as uncharacterized. The record is from RefSeq and is a predicted model, not a curated record. Lineage: Eukaryota; Fungi; Glomeromycota; Glomeromycetes; Glomerales; Glomeraceae.
AUGUUUUGGAUAAAACUUCGCGGAAUAUCGAAUGUUGCGAAGUGGCGUAAAAAAGGUGUUGGAUACAAUAGUGGAUUAUUAAGAAAUAGGGCAUGUGCGGAUAAUCUCUUGAGAGAAAAAAUCAUAUCGCUCGAAAAAAUUAUCGUGUAUAUUAUUAGCAUAGAAACGGGAGCGACGAUUACAUGUAUUCAUUGUAUAGAAACUUCGUCAUGUACUCGGGGAAAGUCUCAAUUUUCUAAAUGCUUAUAUAUAGUGCAUAAAAAUUAUUGUCGAAUUAUUCUUUUGGAAAAAGAUACUGUAUAUAUUAUGGUGAUCGUUUUAAUAAAACUAGGCUUUAAUGCCUUAGUUAACGAUAAAAUUGGAGAGCAUAUUCCUGAACAAGAUCAAAUGAAAGAGGCUAUUCUUCGAAAACGAAAGGAGAGGGCAAGACAAUUUUUCAAAAUUUUUUUUAGCGGUAUUGGUAGUGCUAGUAGUGUUAAUGAAAUGAUAUAUCAGGCUAAAUCUUUUAAUUUACUGCGCCUGUGA